UAAGGCGGUGAGGAGGUUAAUCUCGUGGCAGGGUUUCUCAUGCUGCCGCUCUCAUUGGGUGUGCUUCAUUGUUCAGACUCUUGGACGGUCGACGACGUCAAACUAACUGACAGCUGUUCAACAGACUUUACACUGCGACUAACAGCAGAGAUCAGCAGCCAUGGGGAAAGGAUGUAUUACAGCCACCAAGUACUUCCUGUUCCUGUUCAAUCUCCUCUUCUUUUUUUUUGGAGCUGUAAUCAUGGGCUUUGGACUAUGGGUCAUGCUGGAUAACCAGAGUUUCAUUACAGUUUUGCACGAGUCUUCCAACACGCUGAAAGUUGGAGCCUACAUCCUUAUUGGAACUGGUUCACUCUCCAUGCUCAUGGGAUUUCUUGGCUGCAUUGGUGCCAUUUAUGAGAUCCGCUGUUUACUUGGACUGUACUUCACCUGUCUCCUGCUCAUCCUUAUCGCCCAGGUGACGGCAGCUGUCCUAAUCUACUUCCAGAGAGACCUGCUGAAACAAGAGAUGUCCACAAUUGUGAACAAAAUUCUGGUGAACUACACCGGUCAUAACAAGACAUCGGAGCAUGCCUGGGAUUACCUCCAGAGAACGAUGGGAUGCUGUGGUUGGACAGGACCAUCUAACUGGACCGAGAACAUGUCGAUAAAGAACAACUCUCAGAUUUUGUAUCCAUGCUCCUGCAGGAAUGAAUCCAUCAGUGGCACAGAUAUAAAAGAAACAGGCCUUUGUAAGAGUUUGGUGCCUGAGUGGCCUGUCUUCACUAUGGGUUGUAUAUCUAGUAUGGAGGACUGGCUCCUUGGGAACCAUGGAGUUAUUUUGGGAGUCUGUGUUGGAAUAGCAGUGAUUGAGCUUUUAGGGAUGAUUCUAUCCAUGUGCCUGUGCAAGAGUGUUCAACAGGAGGAUUACACCAAAGUACCUAAAUACUGAGAGUAGAACCCCCCCUUCACUGACUCGCACAUCAACAAACACCAGUGUUACAGUCUCUUCACCAGCAGACCAAGUGGAACAACGUGAACCAGAGAACAUUUCAUCUCCAGAAACAAACACACCACAACACACAUUCUUCACUUUGUUCACAUCAAAUAUUGAUGUCACCUGAUAAAUGUUUUAUUACACUCUUUUUCUUAUUGGUGUUCUGCAGGGCCUACUUAGCUUUAUAUUUCGUGUAUAGAUUUACAGUACGCUGUCUGCGUUUGUUGCUUUUCUGUGCUGUUGCGUUUCUGGUUUUCAUUGUUAGUUGAAUCUGAGAGCACUAUAGUGAAUUGAGUUUGAUUGAUAUGGGAAAGCGCUAUGAGCAAUAUUUUUCAUUUUUAUAAAAACAAAAUGGGGUGGGGGGGAUUUUUAUAAUUUUUAUGUUAACUGAGAAUUGUAUACUUGGAUUUCGGUUAUGUAUAUACUGUAUCAACAUGAAUGGCAUACUUCAAUGAGGUUUGUUCUAUGUGAAUAAUUACACUAGUUAUCGCAUCACUUAAUGAUGGUAUUGCUGUGUGGAAGCAAAGCCUACAUCUGUCAAGACUUUAGGUGGGUGUUAUUAGCUGGGGUUGGGUCACUCGGGGUGGAGUCAGGUGUGGUAAGGUUAAACAUGGCUGCGGUUGAAGAAUUUGAGGGCAGACCAGAAGAUUGAAGACUAGAAUGGCAUGGCAUAGUGUUUUUUAUGUGGUUUACAUGUGUCCGCCUGCAUCUCUGGAUCUGUGUGAAUUUAGGCUAGGGCUGUAUCCCACAUUUCCUUAUGCUGCUAAAACAGCUGUAAAAGUAUGGCAGCACCUGCCCACUAGACUCAACAUUAAAUCCAGAUUCUUCUGGAUCUGCCUUCCAAAAACUGAUCCAUUUCAACAGGGACAGCAUGGACCAAAAACAUUUGCAUGAAGUAGUGUGAGGCUUUUUAAUUAUUCUUUCUUACAAUAUCGGGGUGUCUUCCUUUUUAAUAUUUUUGUAUCUAUGCUUUUAUUUUGUGUGAAACUGAUGUAAACCUCAGCAUUUUGAAUGAAGAAAGCCUUGUUUUGUUUAUGUCUGGUGUUUCUGAGGAAUAGUUUUGGCUGUAUCAGUGUUAGUCCUGGAGCAAUCAGACAUUCCUCUGAAGAUGAUGUUGGAAAAAAACGGGCCCUUGUCUGUAUGGUCAUUCCCAAACACUAGAAGUAAUUUCACACAUUUGGUUUAAAGGGUUGUUCUUUUUAAAUGUAUGCUGGAACGUUUGAAAGCUUGAAAUCUAAAAAUAUAUGAAUUCUGUCAAAUGUACUUUCAGUGUCCUUUAAAAUAAACUGCCACUUUUAAAAUUGUUGUAAUAUGUAAUUAGAGCUAGAAGAAUUGAUCUCUGGAUGUUUCAUCAGAUACGCCAUUUCAUUUUUUUCUGCUGGAUUUUUAUUAUUAUAUAUAUAUAUAUAUAUAUAUAUAAAAUGAUUUAGUAUGCUUUUGACAGCAUGAUUUGAUCAGGAAGAAAUACCAACAUUGGGAUAAGUGAAAAAGGUAAUUUUUAUUUUAUUUUUUUUUUUUGGUUCUGCAUUUAUUUUGCAAGAUUUUCUGAGGGUGAGCAGAGAAGCCAUGUUUAUUUAGUGAGCUUUAAGGGAUUAAGUAAAUCAUAUCUAUGCAGAGUUUGAUUAAAUGAAAAC
Xyrauchen texanus (razorback sucker) is the source of this 2610-nucleotide messenger RNA. Its product is annotated as CD82 antigen-like. Gene Ontology annotation, cellular component: membrane. The record is from RefSeq and is a predicted model, not a curated record. Lineage: Eukaryota; Metazoa; Chordata; Actinopteri; Cypriniformes; Catostomidae. The transcript is spliced from 9 exons. Bases 161 to 931 code for a protein of 256 amino acids.